This is a messenger RNA of Pungitius pungitius (ninespine stickleback), 1902 nucleotides long. RefSeq names its product 5-hydroxytryptamine (serotonin) receptor 2C, G protein-coupled-like 1 (gene htr2cl1). Gene Ontology annotation, biological process: chemical synaptic transmission; phospholipase C-activating G protein-coupled receptor signaling pathway; G protein-coupled receptor signaling pathway, coupled to cyclic nucleotide second messenger. Gene Ontology annotation, molecular function: neurotransmitter receptor activity; G protein-coupled serotonin receptor activity. Gene Ontology annotation, cellular component: dendrite; plasma membrane. The record is from RefSeq and is a predicted model, not a curated record. The transcript is spliced from 6 exons. The coding region runs from base 44 to 1780 and encodes 578 amino acids. NCBI's taxonomy places the organism in Eukaryota, Metazoa, Chordata, Actinopteri, Perciformes, Gasterosteidae.
UUGUUGGGAAAAGCUUCCAAUAGCGUGAGGGUCUCUGUUUGGGAUGAGCGGCCCAGAAAGGGCUCUUCUCGGCGGGUUCACCACCUCCUCCUCCUCCUCCGUGGAGGUCGGUGGGCGGAUGGCCUGGCCGAGCAUAAACCCCCCCGACCUCAACCAAACCCCCCCGUGGGGGGUGGGGCCGGGGGGCGGCGGCGGUGCUGCAGCCAUGAGCGCGGCCCUGGACAAUUUCACCCAGGAGUCGUUGACCAGGGCGGCGUUGGAGGACAAAAACUGGCCGGCGCUGCUCAUACUCGUCAUCAUCGCCCUGACGAUCGGCGGAAACAUCCUGGUGAUCCUGGCGGUGUCGUUGGAGAAGAAGCUCCAGAACGCCACCAACUUCUUCCUGAGGUCGCUGGCCGUGGCGGACAUGCUGGUGGGCAUCCUGGUCAUGCCGGUCUCCCUCAUCAACAUCCUCUACGACUACACCUGGCCCCUCCCCAGCGCCCUGUGUCCCAUCUGGAUCUACCUGGACGUGCUGUUCUCCACCGCCUCCAUCAUGCACCUGUGCGCCAUCUCCCUGGACCGCUACGUGGCCAUCCGCAACCCCAUCGAGCACAGCCGCUUCAACUCCAGAACCAAAGCCAUGAUGAAGAUCGCCGCCGUGUGGACCAUUUCCAUAGGCGUGUCCAUGCCCAUCCCCGUGAUCGGCCUCCACAACGAGGACAAGGUGUUCGUCAACGGCAGCUGCGUCCUCAACGAGGAGCGCUUCAUGCUGAUUGGCUCCUUCGUGGCCUUCUUCAUCCCGCUGGUCAUCAUGGUGGUGACGUACUGCCUCACCAUACAGGUGCUCCAGAGGCAGGCCACAGUCUUCCUGUGCGAGGCGAAGAGCUCCUCCCAGCAGCCUUUGCACACACCAGCGAUGGCGCACACGUUGCAGCCCCCGCCGAGCACCUUCCACAUUCCUCAGAUCACCACGUUCGCUCCCUCCGAGUCACAAGAGUUACAGGCCCCGCCUCCUCCGAGCAGACGGAACACCCUGAGCUGCCUGAAGGGAGCGGAGGCCGCCAUACUGCGCAGCGCCUCCACGCCGGACAGCCUCAGCAUCGUGCCCAGCUCGGAGGCGGCGUCCCAGCUCAGCUCGCCGGCCGCCGGGCAGGGGAGGGGCGACUCGUCGGGUUGCCACGGGCGACGGGGCAUGAUGCAGGCCAUAAAGAACGAGCGGCGAGCCUCCAAGGUCCUGGGAAUCGUCUUCUUCCUCUUCCUCAUCAUGUGGUGCCCCUUCUUCAUCACCAACGUCACCUUCGUCCUGUGCCGGGGCUCCUGCAACGAGUCGCUGCUCAACGACCUCCUCAACGUCUUCGUGUGGGUGGGCUACAUCUCCUCGGGGGUCAACCCUCUGGUCUACACGCUCUUCAACAAGACCUACCGCAGGGCCUUCUCCAGCUACAUCCGCUGCCGCUACAAGGCGGGGGCCAACGCCGCCGGGCAGGGCUGCAAAACCCUUCUGGUGCCGCCGCCGUGCUCUUCGCACGCCGUGACCCCCCUCCUGCCGGGCGCGCACGGCAAGGCCGGCGUGGACCGCAACAGCAACUUCCGCAACGGCGGGCGGGGGGGCAACGGGCGGCUGGCGGUGGACGCCGACGACGUGACGGACGACGAGACGCAGGUGGGCGCCGCCUCGCGGAGCCUCUCCGACUGCCGCGACGCCCUCUCGGGGGCGGAGCUGGAGACGGAGGCGGAGCAGGAGCUGUCGCUCAUCAGCUCCUACCCCGCCCCCACGGAGCGCACGAGUUGCGUUUGACCUUCGGGGGGUGGGGGGGCGGAGCUCUCUCUCUUUGUCUGGCCUCGCCCUGGGGUCAACGGGGGGGUCAACGGGGGUCAAGACUUGAGGCAGAGAGUCAAAGUUUCACCGGAAACUAAACC